This is a messenger RNA of Coregonus clupeaformis (lake whitefish), 1006 nucleotides long. RefSeq names its product tyrosine-protein phosphatase non-receptor type 9-like. The coding region runs from base 606 to 947 and encodes 113 amino acids. The transcript is spliced from 3 exons. The record is from RefSeq and is a predicted model, not a curated record. NCBI's taxonomy places the organism in Eukaryota, Metazoa, Chordata, Actinopteri, Salmoniformes, Salmonidae.
AAUCUGUUCUGUCUAUGUUAUUGCAUUACAUCAAUUAAUGUAUGGAAAAUAACAUCAAAACAUGGAUAUACAUUUUUGUUAUUCAUUGUCAGUCAUUAACCAAACCUUGUAUACUUUUCCAUCAUGUGUUGGGUCACCUAACAUUUUAAAAGAACGGUGCAGAAUUAAUUCAAUCAUCAUCUGCAUUAGAAGUAAACACUAACUACGACCUUUGGUAGAGUGAGCCCUUUGGCGACCCGUAGUCUUGUUAACCCGGGAUCCUUGGGACGACAUUGACGUUAAAAUGUAAAGUUAGGUUAAGGUUUGGGGUUAAAGUUAGGGUUUAGGGUAAGGACGUCCGAAGGAUUAGGGAUCGCACUAAACAUUAGUUACCACAACCACAAUGUCAUAAUUAUGGCUAAACCACGCCUAUUUUUUUUUUUUACCUUCUUAAAAUCUGACUUUAAACCUAACCUUAACCACACUGCUAGCCUUCUGCCUAACAUUAAACCUUAAACCCUGACCAAAAAGCUCAUUUUUGAUUUCAUUAAUUUUUACAAUAAUGUAUAGUAUUCUGGCUUUGUGGAUGUGGUAACUAGUGACAACGACGUUGCCUUGGCUUCAAGAUGGCGGAGGCCUUGACAAGUCAGGAGGAACUGGCGGUGGAGGAGUUCCUGAGGGAGGUGCGUAGCAGGGAGCAGCCCCACAGUGCAGCCCUGGUCUCUCAGCCAACCGCCGUCAAGUUCCUCAUGGCACGCAAGUUUGAUGUCCCCCGAGCAAUAGACCUCUUCCAGGAAUACAAGAACACGAGGAUUAAGGAGGGCAUCUUCAACAUUAACCCAGACGAGGAACCUCUCCGCUCUGAACUGCUCAGCGGAAAGUUCACCGUCCUGGUGAGGCCUGUGUGUGUGUGUGUGUGUGUGUGUGUCAGGGUUUCCGUUAAGAAAAUGUGGUGCUGGACAAAGUGACCGGGAAGAUUUGAAUUUAACGGCCAUUUGAGAAAUGUACCGGACCCAUAUGCUUUGGG